CCAUACGGCGGCGGCGGUAUUGCUAAUCGAAAAUCAAUCGGCUCUUAUCAGUAUGUCAACGAAAAAUCGCUUAUCAGUAUUAACCUCUAUUAACACCUGACACGGAUGAGUAUUCAGUCUAUAAUAUUCGAGUACGUCGCAACAGUUCUCACUUCUGACAUAGUCGCGUCUUCGCGUAAUUUACUACCUCUCUCUAUACCCAUUUAAUUUUUAUUGCGAGUGUUGCUGAAAACAUACGAAUCCACAUACUUAUUCUCUCGCGUAACUGAAAAUUAUGGAAGGUGAGAUUUUAUACACGAAUGGAGGACUUUACGAACACGAGAUCGCAUCCGAGCACCAUCAUCACCAUCAAAUCCAACAGCACGCCACUCAACAGCAACAACAGCAACAAAAUAUGGUCAGCGAGCAGCAACAACAACAACAUCAUGUGGUCAAACACGAGCACGUGCCAGUUACAACUUCAGCUCCAUCGUACGAAGGAUCGUGUUGGCAAUUCAUGCCACCUGAUUAUCCUUACUGUUCCGAAGAUGAUUUCAGGUUAUUAGAUAGUAUGAAAAUGCCCGGCCAGGCCAGAUCUUCUGGAUUCCAUAUAUGUGAUAUAUUAGAUUUAAAUGAUGCCAAAGUACACGCCGGAGAUCCUUCGGUUAAUCUCGGUUCAUCAACAAUACCAGGUUCUUCCGAGAUGAACGGUCAAACUCCUUCAAAUUUCUUCUUCCCAGGUUCCCUGCAUAAUGUCUUACCACCGAACGAAUCGCCUUUACAGAACUGGCCCACAUCGCUGACUGAACUCAGAGGUUUCAGCGCAAGUCAACAACAACAACAAGCCAGCCCAGACAGCACAUCGCCCGGCGUGACGGACAUCACGGACACAGCGAGCACGCCCAGCUUACUAAACGCCGACUCCUCGGGAACGAUGAAAUCCGAAAGCGUCGACUUGGACGAAGAAAUCGAAGAAGAUAUCGAAGACGAGCACUCGCUGCAGCAAAACAAAUCGCUAACCGAGCUGCCCAUGAAUGGCGGUAUCUCGGCCAACGGCAACCAUAAAAAGCGUAAAAGACGAGUGCUUUUUAGCAAAGCGCAAACGUACGAAUUAGAGCGACGAUUCCGCCAACAACGUUACUUAUCAGCUCCCGAACGCGAGCAUCUAGCUUCCAUAAUCAGAUUAACGCCAACCCAGGUCAAGAUCUGGUUCCAGAAUCAUCGUUAUAAGACAAAAAGAGCCCAGCAAGAGAAAGGUCUGCAUAUCGAUCACCAUGUAGGCAAUAAUAUGCCAUCGCCUAGACGAGUCGCCGUACCUGUGCUGGUUCGCGAUGGUAAACCAUGCACGGCUUCGAAUGGCGGCAACAAAAACGACCAACAGCAAUUAGUAAUGCCGUCUUAUACCCAUCCGCUCAUACACCCACAACCUCCUCGAACGUGGUGGGGCCUAGAGUAGGAAGACAAAACCGAGGUUUCAUUUCAAACUUGUUACUAAUUUUGUUGUUUUAUUACCUUUAUUAUGUUGAAUGUUUGUUGAUUACUUUUAAUGAGUUUUAUCGUUCUCUUUUCAUCCUUCCCCAUGUCUUCGCAAAUUGUGUUUCUUUUCCCUUUCUUCUGUACCUUUUUCCAUUAAUAACUCAUUCAUUUCGUCGAGAAUAUCUUAUAUUCUAAAGCUUUCUUCCUUCGAACGUGUAUCGUGUGUACAUCGAUCGUAUUAUCAGUACAAUGGCGCUAUAAUCUUAAGUACUUGAAUCAAGUACGAUUAACAAUUCGCAUCUUUCAAUUCAACUUUCAUAUAUCUUUAUCGAUUACCUUCCAAUAACACGAACAACAAAUUUUAUAACGGGUAUUUUAUUUCAUCAGUACAUUCCAUAGUAUGUACAAUUGGAUCUCAAUUUUUAGCCAAUUUUGAGUCGUAAUGUUUUUUUUUUCGUUUUUUUUUCUGUUUUUUCCUUUUUUAAGAUUUUUUUUCUAACUGCGUCGUUUUUGUGUCUGAAAAUAGUCCCAAUUACGAGUAUUAAUUUAUAAAGACGAUAACUAUUUUUGGAAAAAUUUAAUGUAGUUCUAAAAUUCAAAUUUCAAUGUAUAGGUAAGGUACCUACCUAGUACCUAUUAAAAUUAUUAUAGCCAAUAAUUUUCGUCAUUAAAUACGCCCAUGUAAAAAAAUAAUAAUUUAUUAGACAAUUUAGUCUACUAGCUGGAAAGUUAAUUUAGUGUUUUAAAAAAUAUUUUAACGCAAAAUUUUUUAUUUUCGAGAGGGCAUAAUAUGGAAAAAUAUUAAUUUUUGAAGCAUUAAAAAUAGAUAUCUUUACCGCAGUUUACCAUUCGUUUAUUAUUAUUUCUGUUUUCCCCCUUCCUAUAUAGUAAACUGAGACUAAGUUACCUUAUUUUUUAAGUUCUUCCCGCAUUAAGCAUCGGCUAAAGAGGCGACUCGGUGCAAGGUAUUCGAAAAAAAAGUAUUGCAAUUUCGUGUAGAUGGGAAUUUGAGUCCAUUUUCGUGAUGACGAAGACGAAAAAUCCUUUUGGAAAAGAGGAUAUCAGGUAAUGGAAGAAUAUUUGAAUUACAUAUUUUUAGGAAAUACUGCAUAAGAACCAAUUUGAAAUAAUACCUUGGAAAAGAACCGAUUUGAUGGAGAUUAAGUCAUUUAGGACAGGCUCAGUAUAAAAUAGGGUUAAAAAAAAAAUUGACAACAAUUUGAACAAACAGACCAUUAGAUAUUCGCUGAUUACAAGAGAGUUUUCGCAUUUACCUUUUGCUUAUUGGCUGCUUUAUUGCUUUAUGAUUGUAUUUAAAUGUUUCUUCAACAAAUCUACCGUUUCACUUCUUGUAGACAGGAAGAUGAUCGAUUUCUAUAAAAUUAAAUUCAAAAAAUAAUUUAUUACAUACCAUUUAAAAAUUUCCGUAGAAAUGUUUGAUGAAUAGUACCUUCUGAAAUUUCUCGCGCAAAAGCUAUAAGAAUACUGCCAGAAAAAGAAUUUUAAAACUUGAAAAAAGUGGAGGGGUUAGGCAAACUCUUCAAACAUUAAAGAGUGUAUAAAUCAGAACCAUCGAAUGAUUGAGAGUGGAUAAAGCUCGUUUUUCAAAAUUUUAUUUGGGGCUUCAAUAAACAUUGCCAUGCUUCUGAACCUCUUCAAGUUAACCCGACAGACUGAAAUUUGAUGCAUAGAUUUAAAUUGAAACCUAGAUCAAUGUUUUGGGUACCUAUUUCAAAUUCAACUAUCUAACCCCUCUUCAAUCUUUUAUAAGUUUGAAAAAAUUGAUUUUAAUAUUUCGAGCCAGUUUUUAAUUUCCUAACGUAACUGAAAUCCACUCUAUUGAACUUGAUCGGCUAAAAUUCAUUAUAACACACUAAGAAAGCACUUGAGAUGAGUUUUCUAAGGACUUGGACUUCAUAAGCCUUUUUUCAACAUCCAUUUGCUAAUUUUUUCCAUUUUUGAUAAAGUGAAUUUUCGUUCGUUUUGUCAGCAGAUUUGAAUUUUGAGUCAAUACUACAUCUCUGAACCUCGAUUGACUCAAAGAGCUACGAAAUUUGGCACAGAAUUUUGAAUUCAAUGGGUCAGGGAUGUUCAGAAACUCAAAUCGCAACUUAUAAGGGGGGAUGAUCGAGGGAUUGCACAAGUUGUACUACCCAAAAGUGGCAAAAAACAACGAUUUUUUCAAAAAUGCCCCUACUUUGAGGACCUCUGGCUCAGCUCCGUGAACAACUGGGGGACUUGAAAUUUUUCUGGGUAGUCUCCCACUCGAAGUAAACUUUCCCACCAAUUUACGUUAAAAUCCAGGAAAUGUUUUUUAUCCAAAAAUUUACGAUAUGAAUCAACAAAAGAGGGAUAUUAAUAUCGUAAAAUGAGAUAUUCGCAACGAUUCUGCAGGAGCCUGAUUUUUGCAUGUCUUUCAUAUGUAUAAAUUUUUUCAUCCAAAAGUCUAUUUCAACUUUGGUUGGGAAUUAUUGAUUUCUGCAAUUUCGUUCAGAAACUGGAAUACCUACCUAUUGACUUACUUCGUCAUGUAAUUAGUCUUGUUACCAUUUUUCUCAAAAAAUUCACAUUUUUUUUAAAAAUAUUUUUUCCAUUUUUUUUUUUUUUUUGGAAAUCAAAACAAAAUAUAAAAGAUUUUUUUACAUUUUAUUUGAAAACGACGUCAUUCAUCAAAAUGUCAGGGAAAUAUAACUUUUUUAGGCCCGUAAUCAGCACCAUGACAUCAGGUUGCCGUCCUGACUGGCGAAAGACUCUACCAUGGUUGAUAGGAAUUGUGAAUUCUUCCACAUAAUAUAAAGAAUUUGUAAAUUUUCCCUCUUUUCAUAAAAAACCUGGAAAAUCUUAAAAACAAAAAACUUUUCAUUAAAAAAUUUAAAUGUCAAAUUUUAAAAAACAUGGAUUCAAGUUUGCUUAAAAAUUAAUAAUCAUAGAAGAAAAAUUUGGAGCAAAAAUAUACAAAAUAACGUUCAAUUUGAUUGGCCAUUAUUUUUUUUUAAAUUGAAAAACAUUGAGUAAGCCUGAAUUUGAAUUUUCUGCCCUGAAUGAAAAAAUAUAGCCCAUUAGAUUAAGUACAUAGGUACCUACAUAUUCGUACCUACUUUGAAAGAAAAUCGAAAAGUCGAAAUUUUUAAACAUGGGAUUUAUGGGAGCUUGGGCAUGUCUGUCAAUUCUUUCUUACCUCUUCAACCAGUAUUCCCGAAUUUGAAACGGUUACUCAUAAGAAGGGGCAGCAGGGAAACAGGGUUUAAGAUCUUUGAAAUCUUCGGUGUAAUUAAUGAACACGAAUUUACUAGAAAAAAAUUUCAAACUCUUCGGAUAGGAAAUUUGAUAUGGAAUAUUUUUUAAGAAAACUAUAAUGAAUCCAUUCCUGCGGAGACGUGAACAAAACCUUAGUUAAAAAUUGAUAAAAUUCAAAAUUCUAUAGAACUUCAAAAAGAGCCAUUUUCUCUAUUUUUUAAAAUCAAUGAGUUGAUCUUUUUUUUUUGAAAAAAUUACGAACUCUUUGGAUGAAAAAUUUUGAUAGGAACAUUUUAGAAGGUGAUUAAUUUCUUUGUAGAAUGCAUCCAUGUGGAAAUAUGAGUAAAAAACCACUUUUGGAAAAAGUCUGGCCCUUUUUGAAAACUCAAGUCUGAAUAUCUCACUCGAAUAAUGAAUAACAACUGAACUGUACCUACUCAUCAAUGCUGUGUUUCAAAGACAAGAAAAUUACUCAUCUUCAUCUCUUAGAUCUACCUGGUAUGUCAAUAUCUAGAGAAGGAAAUCGAAAAAUUUCACAGAUGGUAUCGAGAUACCUCAAAACAAAAAAAUUCAUCACGCAUAGGUCUUUGCUUUCGAACCCUUAGGUAUUAUUUUUUCCUCAUUACCAUCGUCUCACUUUUCCUGUUUUCAGACAUUUUUUUUUUCAAUUUCGAACCAAUUUGACCCUGAAAUCGUCUUCAAUCACGAAUUCGACUAUGACAAUUUCUUCAAAAAAAAAAAAAAAAACCUGUAUUAGGCUACAGACAGACGGGUACGCAAUACUCCCAUUCUGAACUACCUUGCACAUUUUAAUAAAAGAGCCAAAGAAACAAUUUUUUGUGGUACCUACGCCUCAGUACGAGCCGGUAAUUUAUUCUAAGUAUACAUUCCAUAUAUUGUAUAAGUACAAGUGUAAUAUCGAUACAACGAAGCUUAAAUCGAUAAAAUGUAAAUAAGUAAGCAAAUUCGUUUCCUAUAUAUUUGUUAAUUUUACGCGAAUAUCAUCCGUAGUAAUAAAUUCCAUUAAAAUGUUGAUCUCAUGAGUUAUAGGUGGUAUAGGAUGAAAUAUAUACAUACGUCAGUAAAGGUACUCGAAUAUGCAGGCGGUGCGAAAUUCCAAGUAAAUUCGAUUUUUUUUUUAUCACGAAACUGUUUCACGAUUUCGCGUCACCGUUAUCAAUACGCGUCAAUAAUUAUUUGUAUUUCAAGUACGUUAGCAAAUAAGGCAUCCAAAAAACACUUACUAACUGCGUGACCUUUCUCGUUACAAAUUAUACUUUAAGAGUAUAUAAUCUUGAUGGCAUUACAGUAUAUAACGUAUUAACGUAGAAUUUUGACACAAUACUAUACACGAGUACCUGAGAGUUGUAACGUAUUAUAACUGGUAUGGCUGAAAUGCGUAAUGAAUAAUUUUUAUAUAGAAUUUCGCACGUGCAAGUGCAAGUAAAACACGCGUUUAUAAAUUUCCAUUAGUCAGUCUUUUAUAUGUAGGUAUCUACCUACUUGAUACGCCAUUUUAAAAAUGUAGGUGUAUACGAAGUACGUUGCAUUACAUAUACCUACCUACCUACUGUAUGAUAAGAUGUAAUCGUAUAGAGAUUUUUUCAAAAAAAAGACUUCAACGUGUUGACAAUUUACGUAGGUAUAGCUAUUAUGUUUUGGCUCGAAAGGAGCCCAUCGUGGUUGAGUUGAUAUCAUCGAAUAAGCGUAUAAAUGGCGAAUUAGAGGAUUAUGUAACUUUGUAUGUAGAUAUGGUUAGCGUUUUGAAGCCUAAAACGUCCUAGUCAGUAGUUCGAUUAAGAUGUAAUAUUUACUAACAUUUUAUUGUAGAGGAUCCAUUCGAUACGCGUAAAUGUGGUCUUCGAUGUAAAUAUAUGAAUGUUAAAUAAAUUUUAUAUAAUUUAA
This is a messenger RNA of Planococcus citri (citrus mealybug), 6597 nucleotides long. Its product is annotated as homeobox protein vnd-like. Gene Ontology annotation, cellular component: nucleus. Gene Ontology annotation, biological process: regulation of transcription by RNA polymerase II; cell differentiation. The coding region runs from base 275 to 1435 and encodes 386 amino acids. The transcript is spliced from 4 exons. The record is from RefSeq and is a predicted model, not a curated record. Gene Ontology annotation, molecular function: DNA-binding transcription factor activity, RNA polymerase II-specific; RNA polymerase II cis-regulatory region sequence-specific DNA binding. Lineage: Eukaryota; Metazoa; Arthropoda; Insecta; Hemiptera; Pseudococcidae.